AGUAGCGGCGCUGUCUAGCUGGCUGGCUUGUCCUAGCUGAGCAAGCGCAGCCGAACCCAACCCACAGCUCUUCCAGGCGGGAAGGCUCCCCCCGACUCUGUAACCCCCAGCCGCACCCCGCUCGGCCCGCGGGCAUCUGCUGCGUGUCCCACCCGGGGCGCCCGCGCAGCCUCGAUGUUCCAGCUGCCCAUUUUGAAUUUCAGCCCCCAGCAAGUAGCCGGGGUAUGUGAGACCCUGGAGGAAAGCGGCGACGUGGAGCGCCUAGGUCGCUUCCUAUGGUCGCUGCCCGUGGCCCCAGCAGCUUGUGAAGCCCUUAACAAGAAUGAGUCGGUGCUGCGAGCGAGAGCCAUCGUGGCUUUCCACGGUGGCAACUACCGCGAGCUUUACCAUAUCCUGGAAAAUCAUAAGUUUACUAAGGAAUCGCACGCCAAGCUGCAGGCGCUGUGGCUCGAAGCGCAUUACCAGGAGGCAGAGAAGCUGCGUGGACGGCCCCUAGGGCCAGUAGACAAGUACCGAGUAAGGAAGAAGUUCCCGCUGCCGCGGACCAUUUGGGAUGGCGAACAGAAGACUCACUGCUUCAAGGAGCGCACGCGGCACCUGCUUCGAGAGUGGUACCUUCAGGACCCAUAUCCCAACCCCAGCAAAAAGCGAGAGCUCGCCCAGGCAACCGGACUGACCCCCACACAGGUGGGCAACUGGUUCAAAAACCGCAGACAAAGAGACCGGGCAGCUGCAGCCAAAAACAGACUCCAGCAGCAGGUUCUGUCGCAGGGCCCCGGGCGGGUGCUACGCUCGGAGGGUGAGGAGGGAACGCCUGAGGUGUUGGGCGUCGCCUCCAGCCCGGCUGCCAGUCUGUCGAGCAAGGCGGCCACUUCGGCCAUCUCCAUCACAUCCAGCGACAGCGAGUGCGACAUCUGAGCUGCCCACUCAUCACACUUAGAAUCCAGUGUAAAAAUGAGAUACACAAAAUUAAAAAAAAAAAAAAAAAAGAGGACUAGACCAGCAAAUACGGCGCUGGCAGAAGCCCCGUGGCCAGGGACCCGCGGGCCUAAAGGCUCUAGUAGCGAGUAUCCACCGCGACUCUGGGGCAUGCGGUGAGGCCUGACCCAACGCCACUUCUCUUCGCAUUGCUUUUCCUGAAGGAUCUGGCUGCAAAGACUCCUUUGGAACAGAACUGCACUCUGAGAGCCUGCCCUUGAGUCUCCUGUGGGUAUUUCACGUCGAAAGGACGCUGUUAUAUAUGUAUAACUUUUGCUUUGAAGGUUUCUUUUUUAAAAAACAAAACAAAACAUAUAUAUGCUGUUUAUUUACUUAUUUAAAAGAAUUCCAUGAUAGGUUUCUCUGUAGCUUGGGGAACUUGCUGUUUUGAAUGAGCAAGCUCAUGCGUUCUGUGUGAAGAAGCCAAAUAAUAAAACAACUUGGUGGAUAACCUUUCUUAA
Molecule: messenger RNA, 1439 nt
Organism: Mus caroli (Ryukyu mouse)
Lineage: Eukaryota; Metazoa; Chordata; Mammalia; Rodentia; Muridae
Gene: Six6
Product: SIX homeobox 6
Biological process (GO): regulation of transcription by RNA polymerase II; eye development
Cellular component (GO): transcription regulator complex; nucleus
Molecular function (GO): RNA polymerase II cis-regulatory region sequence-specific DNA binding; DNA-binding transcription factor activity, RNA polymerase II-specific
Source: RefSeq, a predicted model, not a curated record